Molecule: messenger RNA, 5820 nt
Organism: Debaryomyces fabryi
Lineage: Eukaryota; Fungi; Ascomycota; Pichiomycetes; Serinales; Debaryomycetaceae
Product: putative RNA helicase
Exons: 1
Coding region: 1-5820 (1939 amino acids)
Molecular function (GO): ATP hydrolysis activity; ATP binding; nucleic acid binding
Source: RefSeq, a predicted model, not a curated record
AUGGCUUCUUAUUCUGUUAAUUCUACAAAAUCUUUCAUGCAGGCUAUGCAGCCGAUGAUAGAAAUAUUAAACAAUUUACCGGUACCAAAAGAUGAAAAGAUACCAAGAAUUGAUAAUGAGAAUAAUAGAAUCACCCCAAUCGGUGGUAUAUUGGAUAGAUUUCAUGGUAUUUCGACAGAGGUUUUGGAUCACAUAGUGGAUUCUAGCCAAGGCAGUGCUAGUAAUGGUAUCAUAGAGAUUGAAAAAGAAUGCGGAAGGAUCAGUAAGGAUCGAGGAGACCAUUCUAAUGAGGUAUUUGAUAUGGUGAAGAAUAUUUUGACUUCGAGUCCUGGAGACGAGGAGUUGCAAUCGUCAUUGUUUGAUAUUCUUGGUUUUGAAGAAUUUGAAUUGAUAUCCAAAAUUGUGCAGAAUAAGUCGCAAUUAUUAGCAUCCGACAAUACUAAUGAUGUAAAAGAGCAAAGAUUUUUGACUCCAGAGGAGAGAGCUCAACAGUUGAUUGAAAACCAUGAACGUGCGAAGAAUCAGAAAUUAGGUCCCAAACAACUUCGUCAGGAAUACCCACACGUGUUUAAGAAACCAGACGUAGGUAACAUGUUGUCAAUAACAGGCAAGAAGUUUUCAUUGCCUGUUGGUACAACUAGGGAGAGUUAUGCAACUCAUGAGGAAAUAGUAAUUCCUUAUCCGGAAAAUGAAUCAAACAAAUGGAUAUCCGAAGACAAUCUCGUCCAAAUUGAUCAAUUGGACUUCCUUUGUAAAGGAACGUUCAAAAAUUAUUCUAACCUUAACAAGAUGCAAAGUUUGGUAUUUCCAGUAGCAUAUAAUACUAAUGAGAAUAUGCUUGUAUGUGCUCCAACUGGUGCUGGUAAAACAGAUGUGGCCUUGUUGACCAUUUUGCAUGCCAUUAACCAAUUUGUCACUGAAACUGUGAGCGACGAUGGUGAUAUUACUGUCGAUAUUGAUUACGAUGAAUUUAAAAUUGUCUAUGUUGCGCCAUUGAAGGCAUUGGCUGCCGAGAUUGUUGAAAAAUACAGCAAAAAACUUCAAUGGCUUGGUAUUAGUGUCCGAGAAUUAACUGGUGAUAUGCAGCUAUCAAGACUGGAAAUCAUGACGACGCAAGUUAUUGUUACUACUCCUGAGAAGUGGGAUGUUGUUACAAGAAAACUGAAUGGUGAUAAUGAAUUAGUUGCGAAAGUUAAAUUACUUAUCAUCGAUGAAGUGCAUUUAUUACAUGAAGAUAGAGGGUCUGUCAUUGAAACAUUAGUAGCACGUACUUUAAGGCAAGUUGAAAGUACACAGCUGAUGAUCAGAGUAGUUGGUCUUUCAGCUACUUUGCCGAAUUAUAAAGACGUCGCUGAUUUCUUAGGUGUUAAUAGAUCGAUUGGUAUGUUUUACUUUGAUCAAUCAUUUAGACCCUGUCCUUUACAGCAACAACUUUUAGGUGUCCGUGGUAAGUCUGGAUCCAAACUAGCUAGAGAGAAUGUUGAUAAAGUAUCAUAUGAAAAAUUAAUAGAAUAUAUUGACCAGGGCCUCCAGGUUAUGGUGUUUGUCCAUUCUCGUAAGGAUACAGUUAAAACUGCACGCACAUUUAUUUCUAUGGCACAAUCUUUUAAUGAGCUUGGACUGUUUGAUGCAUCACAGACGUGUGAAUCCUAUGACAAAUUUAGCAGAGAAAUGUCAAGCAAGAAUAGAAAUAGAGAUAUGAAAGAAUUAUUUCAACAUGGCUUUGGUGUUCAUCAUGCUGGUAUGUUAAGAUCUGACCGUAAUCUUACUGAAAAAAUGUUUACUAGUGGUGCUAUCAAGGUUCUUUGUUGUACAUCCACUUUAGCAUGGGGUGUGAAUUUGCCUGCAGCCGUGGUUAUUGUUAAAGGCACUCAAGUUUAUGACUCAAAGCAAGGUGGUUUCAUUGAUUUGGGAAUUUCCGAUGUAAUUCAAAUUUUUGGUCGUGCUGGUAGGCCUCAGUAUGAAAAGUUUGGUAUUGGUAUUUUAUGUACCACAAGUGAUAGGUUAGACCACUAUGUUUCAUUGAUUACACAACAGCAUCCUAUAGAAUCUAGAUUAAGUGACAAAUUAAUCGACAACUUAAACGCCGAAAUUUCUUUGGGAAGUGUUACCAACGUUGAAGAGGGUGUCCAAUGGUUGGGCUAUACGUAUAUGAUGGUUCGUAUGCGACAAAAUCCGUUUGCGUAUGGCAUAGAAUGGAAAGAAUUGCAAGAAGAUCCAUUAUUACACAAUAGGCGUCGUUCAAUGAUAAUAUCUGCGGCCAGAAGACUCCAUGAAUUGCAAAUGAUAAUAUUUGAUGAGAAUUCUGGUGCAUUGAAUUCUAAGGAUUUAGGAAGAAUUGCGUCUGAUUUCUACUUAUUGAAUAAUUCAGUUGAAAUUUUUAACCAGAUGAUUAACCCUAAGGCAACAGAAGCAGAUGUUCUUUCAAUGAUAAGUAUGAGUAGCGAGUUCGAUAGUAUUAAAUUUAGAGAAGAGGAAGUUGAAGAAUUGAAAAAAUUGUUAGAAACUGAUGUCCCAUGUCAAAUUGCAGGAGAUAUCGAGUCGGCCCACGGAAAGACAAAUAUUUUAAUCCAAUCAUAUGUUUCUCAGGCAGCUAUCAAAGACUCUGCUUUAAUAUCUGACUGUAAUUAUGUGGCUCAAAAUUCUGCUAGAAUUUGUAGAGCCUUGUUUUUGAUCGGUAUGAAUAGAAGAUGGGGAACUUUUGCAAAAAUUAUGCUAUCUAUUUGUAAAUCUAUUGAUAAGAGAAUCUGGGCAUUUGAUCAUCCAUUAACUCAAUUCGAUCUUCCAGAGCAUGUAUUGAAAAAUAUUCGGGCUAAAAAUCCUCCUAUGGAUAUAUUGAAAGAUAUGGAUGCUGGAGAAUUAGGUGGCUUGGUUCAUAAUAAUAAAGCCGGAGGAACGUUAUAUAAAUUGAUAUCUAGAUUCCCUUGCUUGGAAGUUGAAUCUGAAAUCUUUCCCAUUACUACUAAUGUCAUGCGUAUUCAUAUAAACUUAGAGCCUGAUUUUAUGUGGGAUGAAAGAUAUCAUGGUAAUGCUCAAAUGUUUUGGAUUACUGUUGAAGAAUCUGAUAAUUCAGAUAUUUUACACGUUGAGAAGUUUAUUUUGAAUAAAAAGCAAAUGAAAAGUCCGCAUGAAAUGGAUUUCAUGAUACCAUUGACAGAUCCAUUACCGCCUCAAAUUGUAGUUAGAAUUAUUUCUGACACUUGGAUAGGUUCUGAAACUGUUCACACUAUUUCAUUUCAGCAUCUUAUAAGACCUUCUAAUGAAACUAUAAGAACUAACUUAUUAAGGUUGCAGCCGUUACCAGUAACAGCCUUGCACAAUCCUGAAAUUGAAGCUGUAUACUCUAGCAAGUUCCAUUACUUUAAUCCAAUGCAGACCAUGACAUUUCAUUCUUUAUACAAUACCAAUGAUAGUGUGUUUGUUGGUUCCCCUACCGGUUCAGGUAAAACAGUUGUUGCUGAGCUUGCAAUUUGGCAUGCGUUUAGAGAUUUUCCUGGCACAAAGGUUGUUUAUAUUGCGCCAAUGAAGGCUUUAGUUAGAGAAAGAGUUGAUGAUUGGAGAGCCAGAAUCUCACGUAAUACCAAACACAAAUUAGUUGAAUUAACUGGUGACUCCUUACCGGAAGCGAAGGAUGUUAGAGCAGCUGAUAUUAUUAUUACCACACCAGAAAAAUUCGAUGGUAUUUCUCGUAACUGGCAAACUAGAAAAUUUGUGCAACAAGUUUCUUUAGUUAUUAUGGAUGAAAUUCAUUUGUUAGCAAGUGAUCGUGGUCCCAUUUUAGAAAUGAUUGUCAGUCGUAUGAACUACAUUUCUUCUCAAACAAAGAAGCCAAUCAGACUUUUGGGUAUGUCUACUGCUGUUUCUAAUGCAAUGGACAUGGCAGAUUGGUUAUCUGUAAAAGAUGGAUUAUUUAAUUUUCCCCAAUCUGUUCGUCCUGUCCCAUUACAGAUGUAUAUUGAUGGUUUUCCAGAUAAUUUGGCUUUCUGUCCAUUAAUGAAAACUAUGAAUAAACCAGCAUUCAUGGCUAUAAAACAGCAUUCCCCUAAUAAACCUGUACUUAUAUUUGUUGCCUCGCGUCGUCAAACCCGUUUGACUGCUUUAGACCUUAUUCAUUUAUGUGGUAUGGAGUCCAACCCUCGGAGAUUUCUUAAUAUUAAUGAUAUCGAAUUGCUGGAGAUUUUAGAAGACGUUAAAGACGACACAUUGAGACUUUCUUUACAAUUUGGUAUGGGUUUGCAUCAUGCUGGUUUGGUUGAAUCGGAUCGUCAAAUUUCUCAUAAAUUAUUUGAGGCCGGAAAAAUCCAGAUCUUGAUAGCCACUUCUACCUUAGCCUGGGGUGUGAAUUUACCUGCACAUCUAGUGAUUAUUAAAGGUACUCAAUUCUUUGACGCUAAAAUUGAAGCAUACAGAGAUAUGGACUUGACCGAUAUUUUACAAAUGAUGGGACGUGCAGGUCGUCCAUCAUUUGAUACAAGUGGUACUGCUAUUGUGUAUACUAAAGAAUCUAAGAAGGUUUUCUAUAAGCACUUUUUGAAUCUAGGCUUUCCCGUGGAAUCAUCCUUGCAUAAAGUUUUGGAUAACCAUAUUGGUGCAGAAAUAUCUGCUGGAACUAUCAAUACCAGGCAAGAGGCUAUGGACUUCUUAACAUGGACUUUCUUAUACAGAAGAGCCCAUAAUAACCCAACUUAUUAUGGAAUUGAAGACAUCAGUAUGUAUGGAAUCUCCAAGUACUUGGCUGGAUUAAUUGACCAAACCAUAGAGAACUUAAUGGAAUCUAAGUGUGUCAUACUUACAGGUAAGGAUAAACUUGUUGCAACCCCAUUUUUGCAUAUUUCAUCCUAUUAUUAUCUUUCGCAUAAAACUAUAAGGAAUUUAGUUAGUAAAAUUUUCAAAGAAGCAACUUUCAGAGAUUGUUUGAGAUGGUUGUGUGAAGCUACAGAAUAUGAUGAAUUAGCUACCAGACAUGGUGAAGAAUUGAUAAACAUGGAAAUGUCACAAGCUAUGAGAUAUCCAGCUGAUGAUUUAGAAUGUGAAUUUAUUUGGGAUCCACAUGUGAAAUCUUAUUUAUUGAUUCAAGCCUUUAUUAGUAGGGUUGAACUACCAAUUGCGGAUUAUGCACAAGAUACAGUUUCUAUAUUGGAUCAAGCUUUACGUAUCUUGCAAGCCUAUAUAGACGCAGCUGCUGAAUUGGGCUAUUUGAAAACAGUUCUAACAUUCAUUGAGUUAAUGCAAUGUAUUAAGCAAAGAUACUGGUACGAUGACGAUCCAAUAUCUGCGUUACCAGGGUUGAAUUUAUUUAAGCUUCCAGAGGUUACUGAAAGCUCAAAGAAUAAUAAGCAUGUAACGCAAUUGUUUGACAUUGGGAAUAUGAACCAUGGAAAAUUGUUACAUUUAGCUUCAAAAAUUGGAGUGAAAGGAAAGGAUGAUGGCGAAACCUUUGUAAAUGAUGAGGAUGCAAAAAGAGAAUUCAUUCAUAUUGCAUCCCAUCUUCCUACUGGUAAAGUUAAAAUAUUUCAAGAAGCCUCCGAUCAGUUACAUUUUGAAUUGAUGCAUGAUAAUAGGCCCCUUAACAAUGAUUUUAAGAUGUAUUGUCCACACUUUCCAAAACCACAAAGAGAAUCUUGGUUUGUUAUUGUGUGUGACGAAUCAAUGGAAGAAUUACUCUUGCUCAAAAGGGCUUCUCCAAAAUUGGUUGGUAAGAAAGGUAAAGUAAGCUGUGCUGUAGAUAUUCCAGAAGAUCUUAAAGGACGUGUUGUUAAUAUUUUGUGCAUUAACGAUGCAAUUAACAUUCAGUAUUCAGCAAAGCAUGAACUUUUAUGA